Molecule: messenger RNA, 3747 nt
Organism: Candidozyma auris
Lineage: Eukaryota; Fungi; Ascomycota; Pichiomycetes; Serinales; Metschnikowiaceae
Exons: 1
Coding region: 1-3747 (1248 amino acids)
Molecular function (GO): protein binding
Source: RefSeq, a predicted model, not a curated record
AUGAAUACUCCCGCAGGUUCUGGGUUUCCGCAUGAUCUGAAAGCGGCAUCGUCGCCCCAUCAGGAGUCAGCGAUUCUUGAUUCCAAUUCCCAGAAUCACCAAGGCUAUCUAAAUGUGUAUGGCAACUCCAUGAAUUCAGCUCAGCAGAAACGUCAGAAUAGCGUAUCGGCAUACAUGAACAAUCCGUCAAGUAAAAGAACACCAAACCCACUACAGAUGCAGCUUUCCAUGCAAAGCAAUGUUCCGGGUGCCAGCCAACUAGGAGCCAACAGCUCCAGUUCUCCUUCCGGCCGCUUUGUCCCUUCUGCUCAACGCGGAAAGUAUCGAAAAUCUGUGCAGUUUCCAACUCUGCAACCUCAAAUUCAACUACAGCAACAACAGCAGAACCAACAGCCGUAUGGGCCCCAGUUGAUAAAAACCCCUACCCCUUCAAAUUACGACGUACCAUCGAGCCCCAACGUGACGCAUUCAACCGCCCAGAACAACUCAGAUCUGUCAGGCUCGAGUCCUAUGGUCGAUCUGAUGACCCCUGGUAACGCUACUCAGAAUAAAGAAUCAUCCACCGUAUCUGUCAAAAAUACGUCCAUGCCUCUACAACAGCAACCUUCCGUUCAAUCCGAGGCGCUGAGUGCUCUGCAACAAAGAGUCAUGACGGAUGAGGAACAACAGCUAGCGGCGAAGUUGAAGGAAACAUACAAGAAUAUUGUUAGUUUCGAGGAAAUUGUUCAAAAGUCCAUCGUCGAACUCACUCAUAAGAUCAAUCAAUCAAGCAAUUUCUACUCCCCAUACUCCACUUCCAUGUAUGUUCCUCAGCAUCAGGCUUUACAUGGUUCUGCGCCGAGCUUUCAAGCAGCCAUUCCUACGAGUACCACAGAUCUUUCAAACAACUUGUGGACAAUCUACCACCACAACAUCACCUUGCUAAACAACUACUACGAUUUUCUCACAACUGCAUUGAAGCCGACAUCGCUAUCGACACAUCAUAAAACAGGCAAGAAUAUUAUCGACCUUUACAAAAUACCUCGUCGAAUGUGGGUUUACGGCAUUGUCGGCUUUUUAGAGCUCUUAAAAAAUAUUAUGAGCAUAUUUCAAGACCAUGAAGUCUUCUCAUGUUUCAUUGCUCAUUGCUUCAGCAUUGUAUCGAGUCUAACGGAUCCAUCGUGGGAAAUGGAGGGCUGGUGGUGCGAGAAAUUAGGAGAUUUGUCCAGAAUGGCUAUUGCUUUAUACUCUUCGCGAUUCAUUGAUUGGAAAUCCAGUUCAGAAUAUUGGUACUGGAAUGCAUUGAAAACACUUUACGGGCACGGAAAAAUGUACUACCAUAUGAGCACGGUUCAACAAGACAACUUGGAGGCGCUCGUCAACAUAAGUAAAGCUGUUAAUUGCCGAGACCCGUUCGUUCCCACAUCUCAGUAUCUUGAGCUUGUCGUUGAGAACAUUUGCACUCAAAGAAACAUACUUUCUUUGCUUGAGUUGCCCAUUAUUGAUUUCAUCAAGAUCCACAAGGUUCUAUUAUGCAUAAACAACAACAAUUCAAAUUCUCAAAACCAAGGUGACGUCUUUCAGGAGGGCCGUUUUAAUCAUGGGGUAGAUUUAGUGUCCCGCUAUGCAAUGUCUUUCGGUUCCGACUCUCACGGGUAUAAUUUCUUUUUGCGCCAGUUCAUAUAUCCUACCCAAUCGGACAAGCAAAACGCCGACCCCUUUACACAGUACUUGAAACAGCAACAUGAACAAGAUCAAAACACAAACUCGAUGGACACAAUAGAGAAGAUUAACUUCUGGUUCAACAAAGGUCCCCUUUUCGCUAUCGCGAAUAUCAAUCAUCUCAUAGGUUUUGGUGAUGCAAGAAACCCAUUCGCAAAGUUGUUUUUGCUACCUGAAGCUCUCAGAGAAAGAAAGGAUAAAAAAGAACGAAAGCGGAAGACCAAGUCGACAUCUCAAGAUCAGAACAGUAUAGAUGAGCCCUCGCAACUCAGUAAUGGAGUUGACAGCUCCUCUGUUACAGGAUCAGAUCUUUCAUCGAUGGAUUGGUUCUACUGCUUGGCUUACCUUGAUAAGUCUGUCUUGGAACUUAAUUUUAGAAUUCUCAAGUACUAUUUGGUUGGGCCAAAACGGGCAUCUGCUUGCCAUAUAAUUGUGUGGCUAUACUUCUUGAUAGCGGUUGGUGAGGCUAUCAAACGUUUCCCCGAGUCAAGAAACAUGUUUCUAUGGUUAUUUCAAAAAUUCUUCCCUUGGGAAGCUUUCAUAAAUUACAUGAACAGCAUUACAGGCAUCGUCCGAGGAAAUGCUCACUUGAACAAUAAGUGCCGGGAAUAUAUCAUCAACCAUCCUAACUAUGUUCAGUACUUCAAUGAGAAUGAGCAACUUUCGGAAGUGUGGAAAUGUUGGGGAACACUUUGGUUUGAUUUUAUUUGUGUCAAGCAUGACUACGAAGAUUUUGAAGCUGCUGGCAUUCGGAGUCACGCCAUGUUUGAUCACCCAAUCUGUGGUACAUCAGCGAUGAUGAACCUCAACAAUUUGGAGCAAGAUGGAUCAAAGUCAAGAGAACAAGGUGAAAGGGACAAUGAGGAAAGAUUGGUCCGUAUUGUCCUACUUGGAAGAUUUCUCGCUGAUAAUUAUGAAUUUGGAUUCAUGAGGGACAAGGAAUCUUUCAAGUUUGAUAACCAGAGUUAUGAGGCGUCGAAGAAUGAUGUUUUGUGCUCAUUUUCUUCUUACAAAGGCGCAAACGACAUAUAUCAAUUCAUCAAUGAGGUCUUCUAUGAAGAUUCUCGGUUAAACCUGGGCAGUUUUGUCACUCCGAUUUCAUCUCAUAAUCUUGGCUUCAGGGCUAAUGACAAGGCUUUACCAUCUGAAGUUAUCGACGAGUCUUGGUUCCAGAUAGCAGCUGGUCCAUCAUGGCUUGAAGCAUCUGGUUCUCUCAACUUUGGUCAAAAUGUACCCAACCAAGAAAGUAUGGAAGGUUAUGCUGAUACCGAAUCGGACGAGAAUGGAAUCGACCUUGAUUCGAUAUGUCAGACAGGCCACUUGGACAAUCACCAUCUAUAUCAUCACCUGCAACAUCGGCUGGCCUUGAUGCUGCAACAAAGAGGUGACGUUUCGGAACUUUACGAUAACAGCCUCAUCAUGGAAGGUGAUAUAAUGCCCUCGCUCAAAAAGGUCGUUGUUGAAGGUAAUUUGGGGGACCGAAUGGACACUUCCCUUACGUACAUCACUUUCGACACAAACAUCUGGUUGAAACACUGCGGCAGAAUAUUUAAAUGCGCCCAUAGUGGUGCAUUUAAAGUGCUGAUUCCGUUGAUUGUUUACCAAGAAUUGAGGUCUUUGAGAAAGUCCACUGAAGCAACCAUCGCUGAUGCUGCAACCAGGUCAGUAAUAAUUAUCAGAGAAUUGUACGCAAGCAAGGAGAUAGUUGUGUUAAGGUUUGACGGCACCAUCACAAGCGACCUCAAUGAGGUAGCGGAGUUCGAAAACAAUCCCUCCUGGUUAAACAAUGUUGAUCUGACUGUACUCAAUAUUGUAACUGAACAUGACCAAAUCAAUAAGAAGCAGUUGAGGGGCUUAAAUGCAACCUUAAGAGCCACAAAUAUUAUUUUAGAUGAGAAGAUGGCCAGAGUGUUUCGCUACUGUAUCCUUAUCACAGAUGACCGAAACAUGAGACUAAGGGCUAAAACAACUGGCCUUAGUAGCUUCCAAAGCCGGUGGCUCUUUGGACAGCUUGAGUCGAUCAGCUCCAACAUGUGCAUUGACUAA